Molecule: messenger RNA, 942 nt
Organism: Nannospalax galili (Upper Galilee mountains blind mole rat)
Lineage: Eukaryota; Metazoa; Chordata; Mammalia; Rodentia; Spalacidae
Product: olfactory receptor 4F21-like
Biological process (GO): G protein-coupled receptor signaling pathway
Cellular component (GO): membrane
Molecular function (GO): G protein-coupled receptor activity; olfactory receptor activity
Source: RefSeq, a predicted model, not a curated record
AUGGAAGGAUCCAACCACUCUCUAGUGUCAGAAUUUGUAUUCCUGGGACUCACCAACUCUUGGCAUAUUCAGCUACUGCUCUUUUUGUUCUCCUCCAUGUUUUAUGUGGCAAGCAUUACAGGAAACUCCUUCAUCGUGUUGACAGUUACUUUUGACUGCCACUUACACUCUCCCAUGUACUUUCUCCUGGCCAACCUCUCCUUCAUUGACUUAGGUGUUUCUUCUGUUAGCUCCCCCAAGAUGAUUUAUGAUUUGUUCAGACAACACAAAGUCAUCUCCUUUAGAGGUUGCAUCACUCAAAUGUUCUGCAUGCAUGCAGUUAGUGGUGUGGAGAUGGUGCUGCUCAUAGCCAUGGCCUUUGACAGAUAUGUGGCCAUAUGUAAGCCUUUGCACUACCUGACCAUUAUGAGUCCAAGAAUGUGCCUCUUCUUUUUAGUGGCUGCCUGGGUGGUUGGCCUUACACAUUCUCUAGUUCAAAUAGCUUUCGUGGUGAACUUACCUUUCUGUGGACCAAAUGUUCUGGACAGCUUCUACUGUGACCUUCCUCGUUUUAUCAAACUUGCUUGCAUAGACACUUACCAACUGGAAUUCAUGGUCACAGCCAACAGUGGAUUCCUCUCUGUGGGAGUCUUCUUUUUACUGAUUAUUUCCUAUAUUGUCAUCAUAGUCAGUGUUCAGAAACACUCUUCAGGUGGUUCCUCUAAAGCUCUGUCCACACUUUCAGCUCAUAUCUCUGUGGUAGUCCUGUUCUUUGGUCCUUUGAUAUUCUUCUAUACAUGGCCUUCUCCUUCCACACAUUUGGAUAAAUUUCUGGCCAUAUUUGAUGCAGUUGUCACUCCUUUUCUGAAUCCUGUGAUCUAUACACUGAGGAAUCAAGAAAUGAAGGAAAUGGCAAUGAAGAGAGUGUGCAGACAGCUAGUGAGUUAUGGGAAGAGUUCUUGA